GCGUGAUCGCAAUGCAUCGCUGCUGUAGCGGGUGCAUGCACAUCAAAGCCCUGGGUAUGGCAGAGCUGAUGCGUGUAUGAGCCGAGCACUGCUGCGCACUUCCAGGAUCGAGCUCUCGAUGCAGAUCUAAUCAUGUCAAGCGGACAGGACGAGAGCGCAGUGCGCGUGGCGCUCAGGAUUCGUCCUCAGCUGGCAAAGGAAAAGAUUGAGGGAUGUCACAUCUGCACAUUUGUGACCCCUGGCGAACCCCAGGUGGUUCUGGGAAAGGACAAGGCCUUCACGUAUGACUAUGUGUUUGACAUGGACUCGACGCAGGACACCAUCUAUGCCAACUGCACUGAGAAACUCAUCGAAGGAUGUUUUGAGGGUUAUAAUGCCACUAUUUUUGCCUACGGACAGACAGGGUCGGGGAAGACGUAUACGAUGGGCACGGGCUUUGACGUGACCAUAUCAGACGAGGAGCUGGGCAUCAUCCCGCGGGCGGUCGGUCACCUCUUUAAAGGCAUCGAGCAGAGACGGCAGACGGCCGCAGAUCAGGGUCGACCCGUCCCAGAGUUCAAGAUCAGCGCACAGUUUCUGGAGUUGUAUAAUGAAGAGGUGUUAGAUCUUUUCGACACCACACGUGACAUUGAGAUGAAGAAGCAGAAAUCUCACAUUAAAAUCCACGAGGACGCCAGCGGCAGCAUCUACACUGUAGGCGUGACAACACGCACAGUCUCCUCAGAGGCGGAAAUGAUGCAGUGUCUGAAGCUGGGCGCUCUCUGCCGCACCACUGCUAGCACUCAGAUGAAUGUACAGAGCUCUCGAUCUCACGCCAUCUUCACCAUUCACAUCUGCCAAGUGCGUGUUUGUGCACCCGCAGAAAGCCCUCCAGAGCAGGACAAUGAAACCGACAAUCGACUGGCCAACAGCUCGUCUGAGAUGGAAGAGUUUGAAACCCUCACAGCCAAGUUUCACUUCGUGGAUCUGGCUGGAUCAGAGAGACUCAAGAGGACGGGGGCCACAGGGGACCGAGCCAAAGAGGGCAUCUCCAUUAACUGUGGAUUGCUGGCAUUAGGGAAUGUCAUCAGUGCUUUAGGAGACAGAAGCAAACGUUCUUGCCUUAUUGCCUUAAGCCUUCCUUUGUUCCGCAGACCUGGACAUUCUCUCCGGUUUCUUAGUCGAACAGUGAUGAUCUCCUGCACCAGCCCAUCAGAUCAGGACUUCAUGGAAACCCUAAACACACUGAAGUACGCUAACAGAGCUCGCAACAUCAAGAACAAGGUGGUGGUGAACCAAGACAAGGCCAGCCAGCAGAUCAGUGCACUCAGGACGGAGAUCGCCCGACUGCAGAUGGAGCUCAUGGAGUACAGAACGGGGAAGCGUAUGGUCGGAGAGGAUGGGCUGGAAAGCAUCAACGACAUGUUCCAUGAGAACUCAAUGCUGCAGAUAGAGAACAAUAAUCUGCGCAUGCGCGUGAAGGCCAUGCAGGAAGCCAUCGAUGCUCAGGGCGCUCGGCUCACGCAGCUGCUCAGUGAACAGGCCAAUCAGGUGCUCUCCAGAGCAGGUGAAGGCAGUGAGGAGAUUGGAAAUAUGAUUCAGAAUUACAUCAAGGAGAUUGAGGAUCUGAGAGCCAAACUUCUGGAGAGUGAAGCAGUGAAUGAAAACCUGAGGAGAAACCUCACGCGAGUGUCCAGCCGUCCGCUGUUUUACGGAUCGUCUGGAACAUUCUCUCCAGCCCUGCUGGGGCCCGACCCGAGCCAAGAGACUUCCGACAUCAUUGAGAUCGCCAAGAAAGAUCUGGAGAAACUGAAGAGGAAGGAGAAGAAGAAAAAGAAGAGACUCCAGCAGCUGCUGAGUGACAAGCGAGAGGAGGAUGAGGAGGAAGAGGUGGAGGAAGACAGUGCCAACAGAGAUGAAACACAUGACGGCGGACAGAAGAUUAGCGAGAGAGAGCAGUUAGAAUCCACCAAUCAAGAGCCAGAGAUGGAGGCCAGUGACCGUGAGGAGGGGGAUGGAGAGGAAGACGAGGAGGACGUUGAGGAAGAGGAAAUGGAUGCGGAGGAGAGCUCAGAUGAGUCUGACUCUGACCUGGAUGAGAAGGAGGACUUCCAGGCAGAUCUGGCCAACAUCACGUGUGAGAUCGCCAUCAAGCAGAAGCUGAUCGAUGAGCUUGAGAACAGUCAGAGACGCCUGCACACGCUCAAACAACAGUAUGAGCAGAAACUCAUGAUGCUGCAGAGCAAAAUCAGAGACACGCAGCUGGAGCGAGACCGUGUGCUGCACAACAUGGGCUCUGUGGAGUCAUGCUCUGAGGACAAGACCAAACGGAUAAAAGCAGAGUACGAGAAGAAACUCGGCGUCAUGAACAAAGAGCUCCAGAAACUACAGGCGGCUCAGAAGGAACACGCUCGUCUACUGAAGAACCAGUCACAGUACGAGAAGCAACUGAAGAAGCUACAGCUGGAUCUGGCGGAUAUGAAGAAAACCAAAGUGCGUCUGAUGAAGCAGAUGAAGGAGCAGCAGGAGAAGAGCAGGAUGGCCGAAUCCCGCAGGAACCGAGAGAUCGCCACACUUAAGAAGGACCAGCGCAAACAAGAGCAUCAGCUAAAACUGCUUGAAGCUCAGAAGAGACAACAGGAACUUAUCCUGCGCAGGAAGACUGAGGAGGUGACCUCUCUGAGGAGACAGGUGCGACCCAUAUCAGGAAAGGUCACACGAAAGGUGAACCUGCUGGAGGCAAGCCAGGACCUCUCUCACAGACCACCUGCAGGUCGCACAUACUCGGCCUCAGGAGCACCUAAUGGAGCCAGAUUGUACCAUCGCAGGCCGGUUGGGGCGUACUCUACCCGAGUGGCUCGUGGGAAAUGGCAGAGUCUGGAACGCCGUGUCUCAGAUAUUAUCAUGCAACGCAUGACCAUUUCCAACAUGGAGACCGACAUGAAUCGUCUUCUAAAGCAACGUGAAGAGCUGACGCGCCGGCGGGAUAAGAUCGGCAGAAAGAGAGAGAGACUGCUGGCAGAAGAACCGGAGGUAGAAAAAGACGUUCAGUCUCUGAAUGAGGAGCUGGAGUCUCUGCUGGCCAACAUCGACUACAUCAACGACAGCAUCUCUGACUGCCAGGCCAACAUCAUGCAGAUGGAGGAAGCCAAGGAGGAGGGUGAUGCUGUUGAUGUCUCGGCUGUGGUUGGUUCCUGCACUCUGUCUGAAACUCGAUUCCUACUGGAUCAUUUUAUGUCCAUGGCUAUCAACAAGGGUCUGCAGGCUGCUCAGAAGGAAUCUCAGAUAAAGGUGUUGGAAGGGCGUCUCAAGCAAACUGAGAUCAACAGUGCCACCCAAAACCAGCUGCUCUUCCACAUGCUGAAAGAGAAGGCAGAGUUUAACCCAGAACUGGAUGCGUUGUUGGGGAACGCUCUGCAAGAAAAUGGUGAUGACAGUAGUAGCGACGAGUCGACCCUAAGUCCUGCAGUGGAAGGAAACACCCUGGCCUCAGACCUCAUGAAGUUAUGUGGCGAGACUAAAUCUAGGACUAAGGCCCGAAGAAGGACCACUACUCAGAUGGAGUUACUCUAUGUAAACAACUGUGACUCUGGCCCCGACACACCAACAAGAGACUUCUCCGUUCCUCUACACCCAAUGGCUGAGACAUUCGAGGGAGCUGGAGACCUGGAGUCAGCUGGAAAUACAGUCAGAGAUCGGGACUACAUGCUCCCUGCUGCUGGCUUGUCCUCUAGAAUGGGCAGUAUUAGCAGCUCUGGCAACAGACUUCCAGCAGGUGGGCAAAAGAGAGUCCUGGAACCAUCCCCUCUGUCUCGCAGGAAGACUUAUGACAGGGGACAAUCCCUGGCUGACAAGGCCAAAGCCAAAGAGAUCACACAAGGUGUCAUCAACCCUGUUCCUGUGUCGAAGAGCAGUCGUGGUGGCUCACUGCAGUGUAUUCAUAUAGCCGAGGGUCACAGUAAAGCUGUACUGUGUGUUGACUCCACAGAUGACCUCCUAUUCACUGGGUCAAAAGACCGGACUUGUAAGGUGUGGAACCUGGUCACGGGACAGGAGAUCAUGUCUCUAGGCGGCCACCCCAACAAUGUGGUAUCUGUGCGUUACAGCUCCAGCUUGGUGUUCACGGUCUCCACCUCCUACAUCAAAGUCUGGGACAUCCGUGACUCCGCAAAGUGCAUCCGGACACUCACAUCGUCGGGUCUGGUGAACACUGGUGACACAUGUGCAGCCAGUACGAACCGCACCGUGACCAUCCCGGCCGGCGAGAACCAGAUCAACCAGAUCUUUCUGAACCCGUCUGGAACUGUUCUCUAUGCUGCCGCAGGCAACUCUGUUCGUGUGUGGGACCUGAGACGAUUUGUGUGUACCGGGAAACUGAUGGGUCAUCUGGGUCCGGUCAUGUGCUUGACUGUUGAUCAGACUGGGAAUGGACAGGAUCUAGUUAUCACGGGCUCCAAGGAUCACUACAUCAAGAUGUUUGAUGUGACAGAGGGUGCUGUAGGUAGUAUCAGCCCCACUCAUAACUUCGAACCGCCCCACUACGAUGGCAUCGAGUCCCUGGUGGUUCAGGGAGAUUGUCUGUUUAGCGGCUCCAGAGACAACGGCAUUAAGAAAUGGAACCUGACCCGCAAGGACCUACAGCAGCUGGUACCCAACGCUCAUCGUGACUGGGUGUGUGCUCUGGGUGUCGUGCCGGCGUCUCCCAUGCUUUUGAGCGGCUGUAGAGGAGGAGUUCUCAAACUCUGGCACACGGACACACUGAGUCCGAUGGGAGAACUCAGAGGCCACGAGAGCCCCAUCAACAGCAUCUCAACCAACAGCAGCCAUCUGUUUACUGCAUCAGAUGACCGCACAGUGAAGAUCUGGCGUGCCAGAGGAAGUCUGGAUGGCGCUGCAGAUGUGGCCGAUGCGAUCGACGAGGCCGUCAGUAACUGAAGACUCCUUCAAUGCCAACUCAACUGCAGUGUUACCAUGGUACCGCAGCUGCCAAAGACAUUUGCACUUUGACCCCACUGAUUAAAAUCCAGUUGACAUCCUCCACACACAUCCCGACAGAAUCUACUCAAAUCGGAAUCUUCUCACUGUGGUUCCUUUGGACGUUUCCCAGAGUUCAUUGUGUCUUUAGUGAUGCCCCACAAUUAGGCAAAGUCAACGUCACAUGCUAAAUAAAGCUCUUUGUCCUUACAAUAACCAUGUCAGCUGGGUUGAUUCUAGCAAUCAAGAAGAUGGCGGUGGAAACAGUCAUGUUGACGUAGAGUUCUGUAGGACGUUUGAGGAAGAGGAACCGGAUCUCCUGUAGCUGGCUUCAGUUUUCUGGUUCAUGGGGCAUUAUGGAGCACUAGAGAGUCUAAGGACUAACUGGGUCAAUCUCACUAUAACAUAUCCAGGUCAUAGUUCACCUCAAAAUAUUACAAAAG
Molecule: messenger RNA, 5396 nt
Organism: Sinocyclocheilus rhinocerous
Lineage: Eukaryota; Metazoa; Chordata; Actinopteri; Cypriniformes; Cyprinidae
Gene: kif21a
Product: kinesin family member 21A
Exons: 34
Coding region: 133-4914 (1593 amino acids)
Biological process (GO): microtubule-based movement; spindle elongation; mitotic spindle organization
Cellular component (GO): microtubule associated complex
Molecular function (GO): microtubule binding; microtubule motor activity; ATP binding
Source: RefSeq, a predicted model, not a curated record